AUGACUAAUAACGGAAAGGGAAAAGUACAAGAGACCCCCCAACCAAAAUCAAAAAAGAUUUUGCCACGUCCACCUAUCAAUAAUAGUAGACCAAAUGGGGAAAAUUCUCUCAACGCAAGCAUUCAUGCAACGAACGAUUGGGCAGAUGAAUCAGAAUACCUCUACCCAAAUUCUAAAGGUUACGCUAAACCCAUUAACGAUAUCAAUGACCACGAACAAUUUGAUAGAAUGAACAUUCUAAUGACUAAACUAGACAUAGUCUCAACACAAUUAGAUAUAUCUGAAUCUGUAAUCAAUACACAAAAAAUCGAUAUUAAAACCCUCCAAGAUAAAAAUCUACAUCUUAAACGCAACCUGCAAACAAAUGUCGAUAAACUGAAUGAGACCCUUAAAGUGGUAGACAUUAUGCAACACCUAAUGAUCAAUGCAGGACAACUACAUGACAGUCAUCGUAUUCCGGUCGCUAUGUUAGAAAAACCUAAAGAUUUUUAUGAUGUAGAAGAGGAAUCCCCACCCCAACAAUCCCAAUUUUAA
Messenger RNA from Funneliformis geosporum, 534 nucleotides. NCBI's taxonomy places the organism in Eukaryota, Fungi, Glomeromycota, Glomeromycetes, Glomerales, Glomeraceae. The record is from the annotation of a GenBank genome assembly.